UUUCUGCCUUUCUGGCCUUCUGGGGUGUCGUCAGCUAGAGCUAGUGUCACAUCCAACUUGUUUUUUUUCAUUUAGUAGGCUACAAUAAUAAAUCGACCAGUGCUUUAAACAUCUAAAACCAAGAAGUAAUCGUUAAGAUGGCAAAGGAAACGUCUGGACUUUUAAUGAAUGUUAUUGGGACACUCUCAUCCCUAUCUUCAAAUGAGCAACGUGACCGAGAGAAAGCGAAAUUAGAACGCGAAUUUAAACUAAGCGACCAGAGAUUGGAGAAACUCGUUACCACACACCACAGAGACUUGGCAAAUGUGAUGCAGAUCUACAGUAAAGUUUCUGUUAGCAUCAAUGACGCUAGAACUCGGAUAGCUAUGGUAAAAGGACAAUUGGCUGCUUGUAGAGGACUGUUACAUUGCAGAAGAGAUGAACUUAAGAAGCUGUGGCUCGAAGGUGUGGAGCAUAAGCAGGUUCUUUUAAUGUUGAAUCAAAUCGAAAAGUUAAAGGAAAUUCCUGAUAAAAUCAACGAGAAUAUAGCAAAGAAGAAUUACAUAGCAGCUGCUCAGCUUAUUGUUGAAGCCCACGAGAACUUACAAGGCCCGCUUCAGAAUGUUGAAGCUUUGAAAGAUGUCCGUAGUGAUCUUGCUACAAAGCAAGAGCGUUUCUAUAAGAUAUUGUUGGAAGAUUUGAGUCACUAUAUCUACGUGAAAUCGUCAAAUGAUGUACUGCAGUGGAAACGUGCUGCCAAUGCCCAACCAGCUUUCCAAAGAGCAUCUAGUGGUCGUAAUUCCUCUGGUAGGGCUUCUGGAAACAUGAUGACAAAGAGCGACGCUCCAAAAGUGAAAUCUCUUAUGCUAGAAAUUGUCGGCAGUAGUCAAAACUCUCAAGAUGAAAGCAGUAACCAAUGCAUUUCAAAUAUAAUCCAGUGCCUCGCUCUAGUGAAUAAAUUACCCGAAACGUUAGAGAGCUUGAAAAGUGGCAUGGGAACGGAAAUGACGGCGAUCACAAGAAAAACCGCCCAGCAAGUCAGCGAAGUUCACCCUUCCAGCAACAAAAACGUUUUGAAAGAACUCUUUGAGGCCGUAAUGGAGCAAAUGAGAAGGAUAGUGAAGGCGCAUGCAGUCGUGCUUGACAGUGUAAAAGGUUUACUGAAGGACCAGCAAUACAAUAAUGAUGUUGUUAUGUACACAAAAGAAGAUGUAUGGUCCCAAGUACAAACUGUGAUUCAGGUACUUUUGUCACAGUAUUGGGAUAUCGGUAGUACAGCGUCGAAGAGUAGCAAUUCGGGUGGUAGUUUCUCUUCGAAUUCGCAGUUGGCAGCCGCGGAUUUAAACGCCUAUUUUUCUAGGAGAAGGCAACCCAGGGCGCAGAAAACGACGCUUUUCAGGUUUGAAGGAUCCCUGCACUCCAUCAGCUUGAACGAUUCGAACAGCGAUCACUACAAGCAAGACUCACAUGGACUUGAUGGUUCCGAUCGGGUUUUGAUUGUCGAGCCUAACGCACGUCUGGUGAUUGAAAUAUACCAACCACUGAUGGCCUUUGUUCAAGAAAUUGAAACUGCUCUGGGAUGUAGCUCCCAAGGAACACAUUGCGCGCUUCAUGUAUUUAUCACCGUAUUUACACGUGACGUCUUCCUCAGUCAAAUUCACAUCGAAAUGGGCACCGCUCUAGAUGAAGCUACGCGAAAGCUAGAUAUGUGGAAGUCCGUGAACCCUACUGAAUCGUUACAGAGUACUAAGGCCACUCGUCCCUUGCUUCAGAGCACUGUACAAGUCUAUCGUUGUCUAAUGGAGAUUCGCCAAUUGAUGGAAGCUCUUCCACAAUUCGCUCAACAUUUUCUAGGAAUGACAUGCAACAUGCUACUCCGAUACAGUGAAACAUGUCAAGCAGCCUACAGAGGUUUAGUUCAACCGGACUCGGAGGACAAACGUGUGAUCAGUGCUACGUGGGCAAAGGAUGAAGACAUCCAUCGAUUUUUAAGGUCUCUUCCAAGUUGGACGGCUUUGCAAACUGUUCGAGCCCAUCGUAAUUCUGGGGCUACUGAUGGUGAGACUUAUGAAGACAGUCCAGAGGAAAUCAAGCAGCGAAGUGCGAAAGAAACGGAGAUCCUGACGGGUAAUCUUGGCGACGCCAUCAUUCCUCCGCAUGAGAUUCUUGCCGAUCCAGCGCAAAUGAGAAUAUUGGCCCUGCUCCAAGAAUCUUUGGAGUGGUUUGCUGCUCAUAUUCAAGAAUUAGCGAAUGUCAUAACCCGCUCUGGGGCUUCCGAAUCUCUCCUAGCUUUGCCGGAAUCCAACGUCCAGACGUUGCUGGAACUAGCAAAAGAUUUUGAAGACCUAGCCGAUACCUGCCUUUUAGUGUUGCACUUGGAAGUGCGUGUUCAUUGCUUUUACCAUUUGGUGCCGCUUGGGAGACAAGCGCAAUUUUGGCUGAAUGGCGAUAAUCAGGAGCCUGACCCUGAAAUUGGUCGACUCAGUCGCGAUUUGACAGCCAUCGACGAAUCUUUGUCGGCAUUUAUUCAACCGCGCAAACAUCGCUACAUUUUCGAGGGAGUUAGCCACCUUGUUUCCAGCAUCAUUAUGUCUUCAGUCCAACAUAUCCGUCGGAUGAACGAAAAUGGCGUUAAGAAAAUGUGCCGCAAUAUUUUUUCACUGCAACAAACGUUGACUAGCAUCACUUUGGCCCGCGAACCAGCAUUAGACCACGCUCGACAAUAUUUCGAACUGCUUUGCACUACCCCAGAGGAAAUUUUGAACGGUAUUCUCGAACGGGGAUCUCAGUACACGGAAUUGGAAUACAUCCAGGUACUUGAGCUGUUGAACAGAAGUCGCCCAGGUACGGCUUCAAACGAAAUCACUCGUCAUCUUGAGCGCCUUUCAGAAAUUCUAGGAGAAUUAGGCGUUACUGUUUAAGUUUGUUUGUUUAAUUAAAUCUCGUGACGCUUGCAUGUUUGACAGGCGUCACGCGAUAAACAUGUUCACUCUUCUCUAUGGUUUCACUCAAGAAGAUGAAUUCAUUUUUUCUUUCCUAUUCUCAUGGGUAAUCACCAUACAUAUAUACAUAUAUUACAUUUCUGCAUUUCCUGUUUUGAAACCCUACACGAUCAACUGGAUACACUGUGUAUAUCCCAC
This is a messenger RNA of Daphnia pulicaria, 3119 nucleotides long. RefSeq names its product exocyst complex component 4-like (gene Sec8). NCBI's taxonomy places the organism in Eukaryota, Metazoa, Arthropoda, Branchiopoda, Diplostraca, Daphniidae. Bases 138 to 2900 code for a protein of 920 amino acids. The transcript has 15 exons. Gene Ontology annotation, cellular component: growth cone membrane; synapse; exocyst. The record is from RefSeq and is a predicted model, not a curated record. Gene Ontology annotation, biological process: exocytosis; Golgi to plasma membrane transport; chemical synaptic transmission.